UUCUGCACCUACUCCUGCUCUCGAGACACCAGCGACACCAUGAACCCAGGAACUCCACACUACGAUCCGUCGCUGCCUCACUAUCCCUCGCCUGCCAUGGUGCAAGACUGGUAUCAGUGGGAUACUCAGACUACCACUGGUACUACUGUGGUCUCGCCGCCGCCAUCGUAUAUGCACUAUGCGAGUGGCCAUACCAUGUUCUAUGGACCGACAACAUCAGCAAUGGCUGGCUGCAGGUCAAAGGACUCCCCCGCCGGUGUACUACCCUGUACCACGGCCAAACGAGUCGCCGACUCCGUGCACACCGAGUCACAAGCGAGGACGGCCGUCGGAGAUGGAGAACAUAGAGCCCAAUACUGACGAUGAAGAUCUGCGAACUCCCCUCAGCCCGUCGAAAGGGAGACGCUCUACGAAGAAACAGAAAGUUUCGGAAGAGCUCACACUUCGUGAGAAGCUCGAUAUCUGUUUUGCGGCAAUUAUCGAGGGCGCAGGAUUGUCAUUUGGCGAGUUCUUGUACUAUGCCUUCCGCUUCGAGGACGAGCGGCAUGUGCUGUGUGUUCGGCACUUCCUCCAGGGUACUGCCCCAGGUGCCAUCAACUUCACUCCAGCCAUGCUCGUGGACAUCUUGCUCCGCCAUCCAUACGGUCGAAAGCGUGGAAAGGACCUCGCACACGAAGCAGACCUCCUGUAUUCGACCACGAUGGACUGGAAGGACAUCAAGUCAGUACUCACCGCAGAGGCAAACACCGCGGUCAAGGCCGAGAAUGGAUUGCAUGCCAUGAGGUAUAAGCGGCGGGCUGGCGCAGCUGGUGCAGCCAAUAGCCCACAAAUCGAGGACAUUACUUGGGCUGAUAUUGGAUCAGCAACAAACAUCAGCCACUCACAUGGGCCUACAUCCUUGCCAUCGCGGAGCGUUCACGUCCGAGUCGUGGCAGUGUGACAGAAGAAGACAAUCCAAUUUGGCCCUGAGCCGUA
Messenger RNA from Fomitopsis serialis, 975 nucleotides. RefSeq lists its product as uncharacterized. Bases 179 to 940 code for a protein of 253 amino acids. The record is from RefSeq and is a predicted model, not a curated record. Lineage: Eukaryota; Fungi; Basidiomycota; Agaricomycetes; Polyporales; Fomitopsidaceae. The transcript is spliced from 5 exons.